Messenger RNA from Paramacrobiotus metropolitanus, 459 nucleotides. RefSeq lists its product as uncharacterized. Lineage: Eukaryota; Metazoa; Tardigrada; Eutardigrada; Parachela; Macrobiotidae. The coding region runs from base 70 to 459 and encodes 129 amino acids. The transcript is spliced from 3 exons. The record is from RefSeq and is a predicted model, not a curated record.
CACUUUUCUUCAGCGCUUACUUUUGAGCUUCUCUAAUCUAAAAAGGUCACAAAUUCUUUGCACUAAAUCAUGUCUUUCUUGCGCCCAACUCUGAUGCUUUUGGCUGUCGCGGCUGUUUUGGUCAUACAAAGCGGAUCGACUGCCGGAAGAACCACUACGAAACGCCCGAAUUCCAAAGGCAAGGAGACAUUCGCGCAGCUGCUGGAAAAAGCCAAGCACGACUGCAAGGGUGAGGUCGCCGAGAAAUCGCUGGAUGAACUACUCCGACACGCUAAGCAGUCAUUCAACGCUAAAGAACUGGCGAAAAAGGUCAGACAUUCCGAUAGAGCCGUCACAACUGCGUUGGAAUGCCUGGUCAAAGACGGUCUUGCCAAGGAGAAGCAUGAGUACGGACGGGAUGUCGCAUUCCAAGCAGCCAACGACAAUGUGCAAGUCCCUCGUAACGCGCAUGCGGCAUAA